AUGAGCGAGACGGAGGCUGCGUCGCUGGUCGAGGCCGAUGCGACGCGCAAGCAUCUUAUUCUUACUGAGCUCUUUGGUGUGCAUCCAAGAGCGAUUGUCGAUGCAUUGGUCGUCUCGGCCAACGAGCAUUUGUAUAUUUUAGGGUCGCAGUUGGAGGAUCAUGUUCGUUCGUUGCUACACGAUCGUGAGGAGGCCGACAAGGAGGCUGAGGAAGGUGUUCAUUCGAUCUUAACACUAUUAGAGCAUGCUAUUGAUCAUACGAUGGACACUUUUGAACUGUACUGUCUACGCUCCAUCUUUGUCGUGACUCCUGAGCAGUCGCGACUCAUGACCAUGUCGCACCAUCGAGGUUUGGAUUUGCGGCCGUUGGAGGUACGGCAUGCCGAGAACCCUAUGCAAGAGUCUGAGGCACCUGUGGAAACCAUACCUGACGCAGAAGAUCGGUUAUGGCGUCAAAUUGCAUGCGCUCGGGCUACACAGCAUCGAUUGGCGCAAGCGGAGGCCGCCGCCCAAGUACGUUUGCAGCGUGUGCAAGCGGUGGCACAGGCCUAUCAAUUUAUCCUUGACGGCGUCCAGCCCUUUGUACAGGCUGCUCAGCAUGAAUCGCCCGAUGUGGCUGUUGUUCAAGCGGCUGAAGAGGUCUCGUCGAACGUCUACAGCGUCAUGGAAGCGCUGGAUACUUUGCGCAGUGCUGAGCCAUUGCAUGUGGCCCUCACUGAUCCCUCGGCCAUUCCACCUGACUCGUCCAAUGCGCAUGACGACGAAGCCAAGCGGGAAUGGGAAAAGGGCCGUGAUGCUUACUUGACCUGGGAGACGCAACGCAUUCUGGCAGCAAUGAAGCGAUAA
This is a messenger RNA of Malassezia pachydermatis, 846 nucleotides long. RefSeq names its product mis12 domain-containing protein. The coding region runs from base 1 to 846 and encodes 281 amino acids. The transcript is spliced from 2 exons. Gene Ontology annotation, biological process: protein localization to kinetochore; kinetochore assembly; mitotic cell cycle. NCBI's taxonomy places the organism in Eukaryota, Fungi, Basidiomycota, Malasseziomycetes, Malasseziales, Malasseziaceae. The record is from RefSeq and is a predicted model, not a curated record. Gene Ontology annotation, cellular component: chromosome, centromeric region; nucleus.